AUGUCCUGGGUUUUCGCGGGCGUUCGCAAGAGCGUCGCCAGCAAGUACAGCGAAGACGACGAUACUCCGCCGCGGUCGAGGAAACCCGGCCCGUCGUCCGAGGAAUUGCGAGAGAAGUACGGCAAGGCCUCGAGGGAGGAGAUGGAGGGCGGUCGCCACGAAUCGGACACGGACUCCGGGGAGGAUGUCGAGCGAAAGCGGGAGGCGCCGCAGACUCCGAAAUCCCCGAGCAAGAUGUUCACGAAUCUGUCGUACAACAAACUCACCAAGGGCAUCGUGAACUACAAGUUCCGCAGGAACAAGCAACGGAUGCCGCGCAAGGCGGGAGUCUACUAUCACCCCGACGGCUCCGAGUACGACAACCGAAUGCGUUGGUACAGCAUCAACCCGUACGGAAACUUCCGCAAGAACUGGGACCUGGCGCAGGCGAUCAUCCUGGUGUUCGUCUCCAUCACCGUCCCGUUCCGCGUCGGUCUGAAGCAGCCCGCGGAGGGUCCGUCCUACUGGGUCGAGCUCCUCAUCGACCUUUACUUUUGGUUCGACAUCGCCUUCAACUUUUGCACCGGCUACGAGGCUGAGGAGGAGGAGGGCGUCAUCGUCUACCACCCGAAGCUGAUCCGCGCGCACUACUUCAAGACCUGGUUCACGAUCGAUCUGUUGGCGUGCCUCCCCGUGGACCUGGCGCUGAGGGCGACGGAGGGUACGCUGAAGUGUUCCAUGGAGGUUGACGGGUGCGACGCCCGCGAGGAGGACGGCACCGGGCAGCUCUUCAAGCUCUUCAAGCUCCUCCGCCUCUUUCGCCUGGUCAAGCUGCUGCGGCUGUUCAAGAUCAUGCGGCUGUUCGAACGGUACCAGGACGACCUGUUCAAGUACAUGCACAUCAUCAGCGUGGCCAAGCUGGUGGUGUUCAUGCUCUACCUCGGCCACCUCUUUGGCUGCUUCUUCCACUACUUCUCCGUGUCCGAGUGGCGCACCGCGGAGGAGAACGCGCAGGUGGCGGACGGCACGUUGGAACCCUGGCUCAAGUCGUACUUCGGCGACGAUCAUCCGACGGGACGGGAGGUGUGGGACAGGUACAUCGCCAGCAUAUACUGGGCGUUCACCACCAUGACCACGGUUGGGUACGGAGAUAUCAGCGCCACCACCCGCGUGGAGCGAGUCAUCGCGUGUUUCGGGAUGAUCGUCGGAGGGUUCGUCUUCUCGGGAGUGAUCGCGACGAUGGCUGACGUGAUGGCCAACGCGAACCCGAGCAAGAAGGCGCACUCGGAGAAGAUGGACAAGGUGUCCGCGUUCGUCAGGGACAACAACCUGCCGAGGGAGUUUCUGAAGGAUGUGCUCGGAUUUUUCCGGAAGCAGAGUACGCAUCCGUACGAUCAGCAGCAGAUCCUGAUGGAGCUCCCGUACAACCUCCGGCGCAAGCUGCUGAUGCACCAGUACGGUCACAUAAUCUAUAAGGUGCCGCUCUUCGACGUCGACGGCGACGGGAGCCUCGACGACCACGUCUUCGUCACCGAGCUGUGCAUGCGAAUGACGCUUGUGUCCUUCAUGAACGAGCAGAUGAUCUAUCAGAUGGGCGAGAUCGGCCGGCACAUGUUCAUAAUAUCCAGCGGCAAGGUGGAAGUCCUGGACAACGCGAGAAAGGACGUGAUGUGCGUGCUCGAGGCUGGAGCGUACUUUGGCGAGGGAUGCGUCCUUGGAGAUGUGCGAAGGCGGGAGAACCUUCGGGCUCUGGGAGGCAACGUGCAGCUCUGCACGUUACUACGCGAGGACGUCGACGUGCUCCUGGACUCUUACCCGCACAUGCAGCGGCUUCUGCACGACUCGUACUACAAGCGCAAGGAGCUGUUUAAGCGGUUCGAGCAGGCCAGGACGACACAGCCAAAGCUCACGAUGAACGAGUUCAUCUCGUCACAGAGGGGCUUGAUGUCGCCGCUGUCGAAGAAGCGGAUCCUGGGCGAAGACGCGCCCGCCCCCGCGGAGGACACCGGCGGCGACGAGGACACCGUCGGUGACCUCCCGCCGUCCAAGCCGCCCCCGGGGAGAUCUCUCCAGAGGCUCGAGUCAUGGAACGUCAAGAAGGGUCAGGAGGCUAAGAGCGAGUUCCUCUCCGAGACGGAGCUCGAGGCUCAGGCGAGCAUCCAGGCCAAGAUGGACCCCACGCUGAGCUUCGUGCUCUCAGAGGAGGGCGAGCGCGAGAAGGCUGACCACAUGGAGACCUUCAGGUCGUCCAAGGCUGGCGGGGGGGGCUGGGCGGCGGCGGAGGGCAAAGCCCUCGCGCGAAGAGUUCGGGAGGUGGAGGAGACCCAACGACGGAUGGAGGGAAAGGUUGACCAGCUCGUGGCGUUGCUCACCGAGAGGAUGGCCGCAGAGGGCACGCCGAUGCGAGGGGAGCAGAGCAGAGCAGAGGUGACCCCGGAGAGAAGGGGCGCGGGCGCGAGCGCGGCUCCCGUCGACGACAUGACCCCCCGGCUCUAA
Micromonas commoda is the source of this 2475-nucleotide messenger RNA. Its product is annotated as voltage-gated ion channel superfamily. The transcript has a single exon. Gene Ontology annotation, molecular function: voltage-gated potassium channel activity. Gene Ontology annotation, cellular component: membrane. Gene Ontology annotation, biological process: transmembrane transport; potassium ion transport. The record is from RefSeq and is a predicted model, not a curated record. Bases 1 to 2475 code for a protein of 824 amino acids. Lineage: Eukaryota; Viridiplantae; Chlorophyta; Mamiellophyceae; Mamiellales; Mamiellaceae.